Letharia lupina is the source of this 612-nucleotide messenger RNA. RefSeq lists its product as uncharacterized. Lineage: Eukaryota; Fungi; Ascomycota; Lecanoromycetes; Lecanorales; Parmeliaceae. The transcript has a single exon. The coding region runs from base 1 to 612 and encodes 203 amino acids. The record is from RefSeq and is a predicted model, not a curated record.
AUGUCUACCGGCGGAAACAACUUCUCUUCGUCAACGUAUUUCACAAGUGAACUAAUCAUUCUAUAUUGCAUAGAGAUGCUGCAAACCAUCGUCCAAUAUUCCGCUCUCGUCUUUCCACACACAUUUGGGCGACUCGCGUACUGGCAUCUUCUCCUAUUUUACGACAAUACCGGUUUGCUUGAUCUUCAAUACAUGAUUUUCGCAACACUGCCAUCUUGCAUCUACUUCAUCCAUUACUUUGCUGCAGCUCGGGACUUUCGCGAUGAUGACGAUGACGAAAGACUUCCAGAGGAUCGACCUGGGCCAUUCCGUGUUAUUCUGGGCUGUUUAAAAUACUGGUUCUUGGUGUACAAAGCUUUCGACUUGCUAGCCGCGCUGGACGUCGUGCUCAGAGCGUCAGGAUUCUGCGGCAAGGCCAUUCUUGCCAUAGACUUGUUGAUGGAAAGCACCCUGGUUCUCCUGGCAAAGACAAUUUUCUUCCUCUUUGUUAGUAUUUCCGUCGGCGCAGCACUUGAGGGAUUUCCCUUCGUACAAUCCGUCAUCCUCGAUCUCCAGGAAGCAUUCUUUGGAAGGAACGAGGUCCCUGCAGACGAAGCGUUUCACGAGGAAUAA